AUGCGGGUUUUGACGAGAUCCGGAUACCAAUUUCGUAUACGUCAAUCACGGCGUCACACGUUCUCACGUCACUCGCUCGACGCCUUCGUGUGCCCUCCCCGUCGCCCUCGCUUCCCCUCCCCGUCGCCCUCGCUUCCCCUUCCCGUCGCCGUCGCUUCCCCUCCCCGUCGCCCUCGCUUCCCCUCCCCGUCGCCCUCGCUUCCCCUUCCCGUCGCCGUCGCUUCCCCUCCCCGUCGCCCUCGCUUCCCCUCCCCGUCGCCCUCGCUUCCCCUCCCCGUCGCCCUCGCUUCCCCUCCCCGUCGCCCUCGCUUCCCCUCCCCGUCGCCCUCGCUUCCCCUCCCUGUCGCCCUCCCUUCCCCUGCCAUCGCCGUAUCCCUCGCCCUCGCUGCCCCUGCUCGUAACCCUCACCCCCCCCUCCAUCUAAGGAUGGUCGAAUCUGCUGGGUUAUUCGCGGAUUACCUCGCGUCGCUGCCGGCCGCGCAGCUCGACCGCCUAUACUCCUCCCUCUACACGUGCCAAGCCCAACGGACCUUCUCUUCUCACCAGUCGUUCCCCCACCUGCGCCUCCCUUGGUUCCCCCACCCACGCAUUCAUAUGCGCCACUGCACCCCCACCACUCUCCCCGCACCCCAUUCUCACCGCACCACACCCCCUUCUUUCCCCCCUCGCAUGCUACUCACUCCCCUCACCAACCCUCUGUCCCCACUCCCCUUCCGCAGCUCUCCCCCCUCCUGCCGCACUUCCGCUUCACUUCCCUCUCCCUCAUUCAUCCCAAUCCCUUCCUCCCCCGCUCGCAUCCAGGCCACUCCCUCCUCUGGUCCAGCAGGGCGUGUUGUCACCCCCACACACACCUCCGUUCCUUUCUCCCCUCCUCCCCCUUCCUUCACCUCCUCUUUUCCGCCCCCACCUCCGUCCGUUCCCCCUCCCACCACAGACUUUCCCUCCUCCAUUGUGUCCUUCCCUUCCUCCUUCCGUGCACCCUCCUUCUCCCCACCCCACCCUCCCAUCCGCAGUCCCUGCACCUUCCAUCCAAAGAAGUCCCUGCCCCCGCUAGCCAAGAGAUACGUGUUGCGACUGCUCUUCCUCACCGACCCUGUGCCCCCCGCAUUCCUUCUCCCCGCUUUCCCUUCCCACCCCUCCUCCCCCCACACUAACCCCACCCGCAGGUCCCUCCCUCCACUGGCCAAGCAGUACGUGCUGCAACUGCAAUUCCUCACCGACCCUGUGCCUGCCGCACUUUUCUCCCACCGCUUCCCACCCCCUGCCACCUCCCUCCCCUCCCACACUAACCCCGCCCCCCCAGCAAAGCAGUACGUGCUGCGACUGCUCUUCCUCACCGACCCUGUGCCCGCCGCGCUCGUUGCUGAUUGGCCCAAGCCCGAGGCCCACAGCAAGCACAAGGCGGCCCUUGACAGGCUGCAGCAGCUGCGCCUGCUGCUGCCAUGCAGCCCCCAAUCAUCACUUCCCCUCCUCCAUCCGCCCCACAUGCAGCAAAACAGGGUUGCUGACAGCAUCGCAUCUGCAUCAGCAUUAUUUAGUCGACUCAAAAGUCACCUCCCCCCGUUCAUCCACCCCACGUGCAGCGAAACAGGGUCUCUAGCAGCAUCAGCGUCGUCAGCAUCGCCAGCAGCGUUCCGCCUGAACCCCACCUUCCAGCAGCAGCUGCAGCAUGCUCUCACGUCGGGUUUCCUCCCCUUCAGCUCACCCCCUUUGUCGCCCAACCGUCCCUCCCUAUCAUCACCUCACCUCACUACCUCCCUGCUUGUCGCUGCUGAUGAAGAGCCAGUAGCACAGGGGGAGGAACAGGGUGCUGCUGCUGCUGUCAUCACACAAGUCUCAUCCUUCUCCUGUGAUCCUGCCCUCCCAUGCUUCUCCCCCUCCCAUGCUUCUCCCCCUCCCAUGCUUCUCCCCCUCCCAUGCUUCUCCCCCUCCCAUGCUUCUCCCCCUCCCAUGCUUCUCCCCCUCCCAUGCUUCUCCCCCUCCCAUGCUUCUCCCCCUCCCAUGCUUCUCCCCCUCCCAUGCUUCUCCCCCUCCCAUGCUUCUCCCCCUCCCAUGCUUCUCCCCCUCCCAUUCUUUUCCCCCCGCUGUUCUUCUCGCCACUCCUUUCUUCUCCUCCCCACUUUCUCCCCCCAUGCCAGGACAGGGGGCAUGACAGGGAGGCACGACCAGUGGUUCAUCCCCACGCACCUUGCAGCAGCUCUCUCCUCCAGCCUAUCAGAAUCUGCCACGUCAGACUCAGAGGGCUUCAUAGUGGUGGAGACCAACUUCAGAGUGUAUGCGUACACACAGUCCAAGCUGCAGGCAGAGAUUUUAUCGCUCUUCAUGAGUCCACCAAAAAGUCUCCUCCUCGCUGCCUCUCCCUUCCUGCCUCUCCCUCUGCCCCUGCUUCAACUCUCGCAGGUUGGAGUAUCGGCUGCCCAAUCUGGUGGUGAGAGAGAUGAGGCGAGAGAAAGUCAACGCCAUGUGCCAGCUCCCAACGCCAUGCCUCUCCCUCCCUGCCGCUCCCAACGCCAUGCCUCUCCCUCCCUGCCGCUCCCAACGCCAUGCCUCUCCCUCCCUGCCGCUCCCAACGCCAUGCCUCUCCCUCCCUGCCGCUCCCAACGCCAUGCCUCUCCCUCCCUGCCGCUCCCACGCCAUGCCUCUCCCUCCCUGCCGCUCCCAACGCCAUGCCUCUCCCUCCCUGCCGCUCCCAACGCCAUGCCUCUCCCUCCCUGCCGCUCCCAACGCCAUGCCUCUCCCUCCCUGCCGCUCCAACGCCAUGCCUCUCCCUCCCUGCCGCUCCCAACGCCAUGCCUCUCCCUCCCUGCCGCUCCCAACGCCAUGCCUCUCCCUCCCUGCCGCUCCCAACGCCAUGCCUCUCCCUCCCUGCCGCUCCCAACGCCAUGCCUCUCCCUCCCUGCCAGCUCCCAACGCCAUGCCUCUCCCUCCCUGCCGCUCCCAACGCCAUGCCUCUCCCUCCCUGCCGCUCCCAACGCCAUGCCUCUCCCUCCCUGCCGCUCCCAACGCCAUGCCUCUCCCUCCCUGCCGCUCCCAACGCCAUGCCUCUCCCUCCCUGCCAGCUCCCAACGCCAUGCCUCUCCCUCCCUGCCGCUCCCAACGCCAUGCCUCUCCCUCCCUGCCGCUCCCAACGCCAUGCCUCUCCCUCCCUGCCGCUCCCAACGCCAUGCCUCUCCCUCCCUGCCGCUCCCAACGCCAUGCCUCUCCCUCCCUGCCGCUCCCAACGCCAUGCCUCUCCCUCCCUGCCGCUCCCAACGCCAUGCCUCUCCCUCCCUGCCGCUCCCAACGCCAUGCCUCUCCCUCCCUGCCGCUCCCAACGCCAUGCCUCUCCCUCCCUGCCGCUCCCAACGCCAUGCCUCUCCCUCCCUGCCGCUCCCAACGCCAUGCCUCUCCCUCCCUGCCGCUCCAACGCCAUGCCUCUCCCUCCCUGCCGCUCCCAACGCCAUGCCUCUCCCUCCCUGCCGCUCCCAACGCCAUGCCUCUCCCUCCCUGCCGCUCCCAACGCCAUGCCUCUCCCUCCCUGCCGCUCCCAACGCCAUGCCUCUCCCUCCCUGCCGCUCCCAACGCCAUGCCUCUCCCUCCCUGCCGCUCCCAACGCCAUGCCUCUCCCUCCCUGCCGCUCCCAACGCCAUGCCUCUCCCUCCCUGCCGCUCCCAACGCCAUGCCUCUCCCUCCCUGCCGCUCCCAACGCCAUGCCUCUCCCUCCCUGCCAGCUCCCAACGCCAUGCCUCUCCCUCCCUGCCGCUCCCAACGCCAUGCCUCUCCCUCCCUGCCGCUCCCAACGCCAUGCCUCUCCCUCCCUGCCGCUCCCAACGCCAUGCCUCUCCCUCCCUGCCGCUCCCAACGCCAUGCCUCUCCCUCCCUGCCGCUCCCAACGCCAUGCCUCUCCCUCCUGCCGCUCCCAACGCCAUGCCUCUCCUCCCUGCCGCUCCCAACGCCAUGCCUCUCCCUCCCUGCCGCUCCCAACGCCAUGCCUCUCCCUCCCUGCCGCUCCCAACGCCAUGCCUCUCCCUCCCUGCCGCUCCCAACGCCAUGCCUCUCCCUCCCUGCCGCUCCCAACGCCAUGCCUCUCCCUCCCUGCCGCUCCCAACGCCAUGCCUCUCCUCCCUGCCGCUCCCAACGCCAUGCCUCUCCCUCCCUGCCGCUCCCAACGCCAUGCCUCUCCCUCCCUGCCGCUCCCAACGCCAUGCCUCUCCCUCCCUGCCGCUCCCAACGCCAUGCCUCUCCCUCCCUGCCGCUCCCAACGCCAUGCCUCUCCCUCCCUGCCGCUCCCAACGCCAUGCCUCUCCCUCCCUGCCGCUCCACGCCAUGCCUCUCCCUCCCUGCCGCUCCCAACGCCAUGCUCUCCCUCCUGCCGCUCCCAACGCCAUGCCUCUCCCUCCCUGCCGCUCCCAACGCCAUGCCUCUCCCUCCCUGCCGCUCCCAACGCCAUGCCUCUCCCUCCCUGCCGCUCCCAACGCCAUGCCUCUCCCUCCCUGCCGCUCCCAACGCCAUGCCUCUCCCUCCCUGCCGCUCCCAACGCCAUGCCUUCCUCCCUCCCUGCCGCUCCCAACGCCAUGA
Molecule: messenger RNA, 4557 nt
Organism: Closterium sp. Naga37s-1
Lineage: Eukaryota; Viridiplantae; Streptophyta; Zygnematophyceae; Desmidiales; Closteriaceae
Source: the annotation of a GenBank genome assembly